Aethina tumida (small hive beetle) is the source of this 2178-nucleotide messenger RNA. RefSeq names its product adenosine deaminase 2-like. Gene Ontology annotation, biological process: adenosine catabolic process; inosine biosynthetic process. Bases 594 to 2075 code for a protein of 493 amino acids. Gene Ontology annotation, molecular function: adenosine deaminase activity. The transcript has a single exon. NCBI's taxonomy places the organism in Eukaryota, Metazoa, Arthropoda, Insecta, Coleoptera, Nitidulidae. The record is from RefSeq and is a predicted model, not a curated record.
ACUACUUUUAUAGAAAUAAUCAUAAUACUAUGAUAAAUAUAAAUAAAUGAAUUUAAAUUUAUCAGUAUUAUUUUUUUUGUAAUAUUAAGGAAUGUAAUUUCCCUCUUUAUUUGUAUCAUAUCAUGUCAUUAAAAAAUUUGUGAAAUAUCAAAACGAUAGUGAUGUUUGUACCUGAAACAACAUACUGUAGAUAUGUUUAAAAUAUGACUAAUUAUUAUACAUUGAAGUUAUGAUGAAAUUGAUGACACAUUUGUGUGUUCCAAUAUAAUUCACCCUAAGCUAUUGUUAGUAACUUCAAAUAAUCUUAUUUGUUAUAUUAUCAAUUCGUAUUGACUAAAAGGGACAAAAUUAUUUGACAUUAUGAACUGUAAUUAAUAACAAAGCGCCAACAUCCAAUUCAUAGUUCAGGGACAUCAGAUAUGAAUGGUCCCCAAUAACUUGUGAUUACGUCGAACAAUUUUUGGCUUAGAUAUUCGACUCAAACCAAUAGGGAUUGAUUUUUUGUUUAUUUCCAACCGGUAAAUCCCCCAAUUCUCUAUUACCAGUAUAAAUUAAGGGGCCAUAUUUAUAAAAGAGUAGUAAAGUAGGUCGCCAUGUCGUUCGCGAUCGUGUUGCCAUUAAUGCUGUUGUGUACAACAAUGUCAGAUGUUGGUGCGUUACAAACACGUGAUCAAAUAAUCAAAGAGGAGCUGGCCAAUUUCGUUGGUGGACGCGUUAAUCUAACCGAAAAAGAAUUAAAGGUCAACGACCUGGUGUUGCAGAAGAAAGUCAUCGAGUUGAACGAGGGGUACAAAAAUCCAUCAAAGUUUUGGCCGUCCGUGCAUUUUUUUGAAGCAAAGCAUCACGUCGAUGGGUCUGAAGUGUUCGACUUGAUUCGGCGUUUACCCAAAGGAGCCUCACUGCAUACUCACGUGUUGGCAGCUGUAUCCAAUGAAUUCGUCAUUACCAACCUGACUUAUCUUGAGAACCUGUACGGGGGAUACGUCAACGGAGUGUUCAAGCUUAAGUUCUUCCAACAUGGGAAACAAACAACGGAGUAUAAACCUUUGGAGCACUACAGACAAACACAAGACAACUUCGAUGAUUGGCUGCUGAAGAAGUUGUCCUUGGUGGUGGACAACGUGGAGGAAAGUUAUCCGAGUGUCACUGACGUUUGGGCAAAAUUCAAGCAAACCUUCACCACCCUCUAUGACAUGGUUUGUUACAAACCAGCUUUCCAGAUCUACAUCACACAGCUCCUGAACGAGCUUUACGAGGACAACGUUUUGUACACGGAGCUGAAGGGCACCUUCAUGCCUUUGUACGAACUAGAUGGAACCACCUACAACACCAGGGACUUCUUUCGAAUAUUCAUCAACACAGUGGAAGACUUCAAGAAGCAACACCCCGACUUCCUAGGCGUCAAGUACAUCCACUCAGUAUACAGAGGCGUGGACAACGAAGUGCUAAGCGACGCCUUGGAAGCCUUAAUUGAACUCAAAGAGGAAUUCCCCAACUUCAUUGCCGGCUUCGACUUCGUGGGGUACGAAGAGGAAGGCAAAACCCUCUACGAUUACCGACAUGAAUUGCUGAACGCCUCCAGACACGGCAUGAAGUUCUUCUUCCACGCAGGCGAGACCAACUGGUUCGGCCACACAGACUUGAAUCUCGUGGACGCUGUUUUAUUGAACGCGUCCAGAAUCGGCCACGGAUUCGCCCUGGACAAGCACCCUAAUUUAAUAAAACUGGGGAAGGAAAAGAACAUUCCUAUAGAACUGUGUCCUAUUUCUAAUCAAGUGUUAAUGUUAGUGAAGGACCUCCGCAAUCAUCCGGCGGCUAGUUUGAUGGCUCAGGAUUAUCCGGUGAUUGUUGGUAAUGAUGAUCCCUCGCUUUGGAAUGCGAGUGGUCUUAGCUACGAUUGGUACGUGACCUUCAUGGGAAUGACACCUGAAGGUGUUGGUUUAGGUUUCCUGAAGCAGUUGGCGAUCAACUCGUUGAAAUUUAGCGAGAUGAACGACGACGAAAGGGCGAGAGCCUACGAGAUAUGGAAUCAGAAAUGGAAUAUAUAUUUAGAUCUUGUAUUAGCCAACAGUUAAAUGCUUUAAAUUUGAAUUUAUUUAUUUAUUUAUUUAUUAGUUUUAAGUUAUAAGUGUUAUUUUUAAACAGAUGUAGAAUCCUUUAUAAAUAGAAUAUUUAAAU